AUGGCGGCAUUGUCCACGCACAGCCUCAAAGUCAUCGUCGUCGGCGCCGGCCCGGCCGGUCUCUGCGCCGCCGCGGCGCUGCGCCAGCACGGCCACGCCGUCACGGUCCUCGAGCGCCAGCGCGGCCUGCAGAGCCAGGGCAACGCGCUCGUCAUCCAGCCUGCCGCGGUCAAGGCGCUAUCGCACCUGCGCGGCGCGCACGCGGCGCUCGACGCCGUCAGCGUGCGCAGCGACCGGCUGUGCUACUGGUCGUACCGCGGCGACGCGCCGUUUGCGACGACGGACCUGCUUGACAGGCGCUUCGAGACGGACAGGCCCUCGGUGCAGCGCGUGCUGUAUGAAUUGGCGGUGGCGGACGGCGUCGAGGUGCAGUUUGGCCGGAAUAUCGAGCAUGUGGAGGACCAGGGCCACAAGGCGACUCUACGGACCAGUGAUGGUCAAGUACUCGAAGGCGAUGUCAUAGUCGCUGCGGACGGAAUCAAGUCUCGAGUGCGGGCAUGUCUCUUCCCCCAGCGCAACACCGACCCCAUCCCCCUUCGCGAGUCCAUCUUCCUCGCCACCCUGCCCGUCUCGCAGCUCCAGGCCAACCCCGACCUCGCAGGGUGGCUCGCCCCCGGGACCACGCACGGCACCCUCGGCCCGGGCCGCUUCGUCCUCAGCCGGCCGCUGCACGGCGGGCAGUACGGCGUGCAGUUCAUCGACGUCGACCACGCGGACCCGGGCCCCGUCGACGGCACCUGGAACGCGCCCGCCGACGUGUCGCGCCUGCGCGCUCUCUUUGCCGACUUUAACCCCAUCACGCGCGCGUGCCUGCGCGAGAUUGAGCGUGCGGAAAAGUGGCAGAUUGCUGUCGGCCCGGCGCUCGACACCUGGCGGAGCGGAAACGGCGGGCGCGUCGUGCUGCUUGGCGACGCGGCGCACGCCAUGAUCCCGCAUGCCGCGCAAGGCCUGAGCCAGGGCAUCGAGGACGGCAUCAGCCUCGCGCGGAUGCUGAGCGGCGGCGGCGGCGGCGGCGGCGGCGCGAGUGUUGGGGCGGUGACGGAGGCCUGGGAGAGGAUGCGCAAGCCCCGCGCGGAGCUGUUUGUGCAGCGGUCGAUGAACAACGCUCGGCUGCGCAGCCUGCCGGAUGGCGCGGCGCAGGCCGCGCGCGACGAGCAAAUCGUGCGCUCGGCCGGGAGGAAGCCGCAGGACGCCAGGGACGUCAAGAUGGACAUGGGUGCGGAUCAGAAUAGUCCCGAGUUUAUGAAGUGGGUGAGGGAGUAUGAUGUUGUGGCAGAGGCCGAGAGAACCAUGAAGGAUAUAUUGUAA
This is a messenger RNA of Akanthomyces muscarius, 1308 nucleotides long. RefSeq lists its product as uncharacterized. Gene Ontology annotation, molecular function: FAD binding; monooxygenase activity. Lineage: Eukaryota; Fungi; Ascomycota; Sordariomycetes; Hypocreales; Cordycipitaceae. The record is from RefSeq and is a predicted model, not a curated record. Gene Ontology annotation, biological process: secondary metabolite biosynthetic process. Bases 1 to 1308 code for a protein of 435 amino acids. The transcript has 3 exons.